Messenger RNA from Cuculus canorus (common cuckoo), 3861 nucleotides. Its product is annotated as rapamycin-insensitive companion of mTOR-like. Gene Ontology annotation, biological process: positive regulation of phosphatidylinositol 3-kinase/protein kinase B signal transduction; TORC2 signaling. Gene Ontology annotation, cellular component: TORC2 complex. NCBI's taxonomy places the organism in Eukaryota, Metazoa, Chordata, Aves, Cuculiformes, Cuculidae. Gene Ontology annotation, molecular function: protein serine/threonine kinase activator activity. The record is from RefSeq and is a predicted model, not a curated record.
AUGGGAAUAGUGGCAGCAUUUCGAUCAUGGGCAUGUAUUAUCAGUCUGUGCAAACCUGGAAAUUCUGGGAUUCAGUCUCUUAUUGGGGUACUCUGUAUACCAAAUAUGGAAAUACAGAUAGGUCUACUUGAGGUCCUUUAUGAUAUAUUUCGCCUUCCUCUCCCUGUUGUUGCAGAAGAAUUUAUUGAGGCACUUCUCAGUGUGGAUCCAAGCAGGUUUCAGGAGUGCUGGAGACUUUCUGAUGGCUUUGUAGCUGCUGAAGCUAAAAUUAUACUACCACAUCGAGCCAGGUCAAGGCUUGAUCUCAUGGAUAAUUAUUUGGCUUUAGUGCUUUCAGCUUUUAUUACUAAUGGACUUCUAGAGGGUCUAGUUGAAGCGGUCAUAAGUAGCGACGACCAUAUAUCUGUUAGAGCAACUAUCAUUUUAGGAGAACUUUUGCACAUGGCAAACACAAUCCUUCCUCAUUCUCACAGCCAUCACCUGCACUGCUUACCAACGCUAAUGAAUAUGGCAGCAUCUUUUGACAUCAUGAAAGAGAAAAGACUACGAGCAAGUGCUGCACUCAACUACUUAAAACGUUUUCAUGAGAUGAAGAAAAGAGGACCUAAACCCUACAGCCUCCAUUUAGAUCAUAUUAUUCAGAAAGCGAUAUCAACCCACCAAAAAAGGGAUCAUUACCGUGUGCAGAAAGACAUCUUUAUUUUAAAGGAUACAGAAGAGGCACUUGUAAUGAAUCUUCAAGACAGCCAAGUUCUCAAUCAUAAAGAGAACCUUGAGUGGAAUUGGAAUCUGAUAGGGACCAUACUGAAGUGGCCAAAUAUAAAUCUAAGGAACUAUAAAGAUGAACAAAUGCACAGGUUUGUAAGGAGAUUGCUAUAUUUUUACAAGCCUAGCAGUAACCUGUAUGCCAACCUGGAUCUGGACUACACCAAGGCUAAGCAGCUCACUGUAGUGGGUUGUCAGUUUACUGAAUUUCUUCUUGAAUCAGAAGAGGAUGGACAAGGUUACCUGGAGGAAUUGGUUAAAGAUAUUGUAAAUUGGCUCAGCUCUUCAUCGGGAAUGAAGCCUGAAUGUAGUCUUCAAAAUAAUGGAUUACUAAAUACCCUUAGCCAGCACUACUUUCUGGUUUUUGGUACACUCUCUUGUCACCCUCAUGGAGUGAAAAUGCUUGAAAAAUGUAAUGUGUUUCAGUGUCUUCUUAAUCUUUGUUCUUUGAAGAACCAAGAUAACUUGUUAAAAUUGACUGUUUCUAGUUUGGAUUACAGCAGAGAUGGGUUAGCAAGAGUCAUUCUUUCUAAAAUCCUGACAGCAGCUAAUGAUGAAUAUAACUUAAAGUAUGUUGAACUGAUUGAAGAAAGACUUAAUGAAGCACUUACAACUUAUCGCAAACCUGUUGAUGGUGAUAACUACGUUCGUCGGAGCAACCAAAGAUUACAACGACCACAUGUCUACCUGCCAGUUCACCUUUAUGGCCAACUGGUGCACCAUAAAACAGGUUGCCAUUUAUUGGAGUCUCAGAAUAUUGUUACAGAUAUAAGUUACACUGUUCAUUCCCCAGUGCUGGAUAAGUGGGAAGGAAUUAAGCAGCUGAAAGCAGCCCUUUGGGCCUUGGGCAAUAUUGGAUCAUCAAAUUGGGGUCUUAACUUGCUUCAAGAGGAGAAUGUAAUUCCUGAUAUAAUGGCACUUGCACAACAUUGUGAGGUUCUCUCUGUUAGAGGAACCUGUGUCUACGUGCUUGGUCUAAUAGCCAGAACUAAACAAGGAUGUGACAUUCUGAAGCAUCAUAACUGGGAUGCAGUGAGACACAGUCGUAAACAGCCUUGGCCAGUGGUCCCUGAUGACAUGGAGCAGCUCUGCAAUGAACUUUCUUCUAUACCCAGUACUCUGAGCUUGAACUCCAAGUCCACCAGUUCUAGGCAUAACAGUGAAAGUGAAUCUACACCUUCAAGUAUGUUCAUCAUGGAGGAUGACUGUUUUGGUAGUACUUCCACUAGUACAUUCUUCCUAGAUAUUACCGAAGAUGCAGAACAAAUAUUUUAUGACAGACCUGGACUUUCAAUAGGCAAAGAUCGUAGUCCCUUUCCUUUUUUUUCUUCUAGCAGACUUGUGAAAAAUCGUAUUCUAAGCUCUCUUACUCUACCUAAUAAAAAACAUAGGAGUGAUCCGAAAGGAGGAAAGCUGACAUCUGACAGUAAAUCAAGCCUGAGGUGAAAUCGUGCUGUAACAGAACCUUCCAGUAGCAUAGACGUCCCUGCUGGGGAAGAAUUCAACCCUGUUUUCAGAAUUCCGAAAAUCCAGAUUUUACAUUUAGAAGCUUCUUUUGCCAGAAAUAAGCACAUGGAAGAUACUGAAAGAACCCCAAGUAUUGGAGAAAAUGAUCUGAAGCUGCCAAAAGGUCUUGGAAAUGAAAUUCACCAUGAAAACACAAGCAGAGAAAGGCUAAUGGGAGAUGGUAAUACACAAACACAUUUCAAGAGUCGUAGCUUAAGUUUUAAUACAGAUACCACAACAAGUGGCAUAAGCUCAAAGAGCUCUAGCCCUUCGAGGGAGACUGUAGGUGUGGACACUACAAACGUAGAUAAUGACUGUGGAAGUUUGAGUACUGUUGUAAGCACAAAAACAGUUAAACCAAGUCACUGUUCAACACCACAGCCUAACCAUCUGCCUCUCUCAAAAUCCAACUCUGUAUCCCUGGUACUGCCAGGAUCUUGUCAUAUGCUUCCCCAAAGAGCACAGUCUCUUAAAGCUCCUUCUCUUGCUACAAUAAAAAGUCUUGCUGACUAUAACUUUAGCUACACAAGUUCUCGAGAUGCCUUUGGCUAUGCCACACUAAAACACUUACAACAGCAGAGAAUGCAUUCUUCACUGUCUCACUCAGAAGCCCUAGCAUCUCCAGCAAAGGAUGUGCUGUUUACUGACACUAUUACCAUGAAGUCUGGCAGCCUGGAUUCUCGGUUGACCCCAAGCUGGUUCGUGAAAGCAUUAAGUGAUGCUUUGUUAGAUAAAGAAGAUUUAUUAAGUCCUAUUAACCAAAACACGCUUCAGCAUUCCUCCUCUGUUUGCUCCAUGGUUUCUAAUGCUACAUAUGGUAGCUCUGAUGAUUACAUUGGCCUUGCCCUCCCAGUGGAUAUCAAUGAAAUAUUUCAGGUAAAGGAAACACCGUAUUUCCAGAAGAAAAGCACACCUCCAUUUGAUGACCAUGGAGCUAGGAUCUUUGCACCUGAUGCAGGAGAUGCCUCUCAGUUUUUGGAAAAUACAGAGGAUACAGGGUUACAGGAGCACACGGAUGAGAGCUGCCUUUACUGUGCCUGCAUUCAAAUACUGGCUUAUCAGCCUACCAACAAAGUGAACUCUUCAUAUAGUCAUACAGAUUUUUCAGACAUUCCGUAUACUGACUGGUAUGGACAGACCAUACACGAUCACUUAGAUGUGCAUUCCUCCAAAUUUUCUGGAAUUUCAAGCUGUAGUGAUGCAGUAUCCCAUGAUUCAGCUAGCAGCACCAAGAGUACAGAGCUUGUACUAGGAGUAAAAUCAAUCCCAGAUGAUACACCACUGUGCAGAAUACUUCUGCGGAAAGAAGUCUUACGUUUGGUAAUUAAUUUGAGUAGUUCAGUAGGAACUAAGGGCCAUGAAACUGGACUCCUGACAAUUAAGGAGAAAUAUCCCCAAGCGUUUGAUGACAUAUGCCUUUACUCUGAGGUGUCCUACUUGUUAGCACAUUGUACAUUUCGACUUCCAUCUCGAAGGUUCAUUCAGGAGCUAUUUCAAGAUGUACAGUUCUUACAAAUGCAUGAAGAAGCAGAGGCUAUUUUAGCAACAACAACAAAACAGCCAGUAAUUGCUAUAUCAGCUGAAUCCUGA